Messenger RNA from Cinara cedri, 15895 nucleotides. The record is from the annotation of a GenBank genome assembly. NCBI's taxonomy places the organism in Eukaryota, Metazoa, Arthropoda, Insecta, Hemiptera, Aphididae.
CACACUACUGUUGUACGACGUGCAAUGUAGAUUGUAAUUUGUAAAUACAUGCAGAAUAUCCUAAGUUUUGUUAUUGUGCUUUUUAAAAUUGAUUUAAGUGUGCGACUUUUUGUGUUUGUCUUUCGUCGGAAGGAAAUUUAUCAUCGUGUCUAGCAUGCUUUAACAGCUUAAUUGUUUGCGUUUUAAGCGGGGCAAGACAGAUAAGAACUUGUACGACAAUCUCGUUCUACAUUGCCGAAAUGGAGGCGGUCAAAGCAUUCACGUUUGAGGUAAAACACAUACUCCCCGUAUUUGGUUUUCAUGUCCAAAUUGGACAAGUUUAGACAGCUUUUGAUUUUACCCUUUAUUCAAUUCAUAUAUGAAUUGGACUUUGGGUCUUGUUUAAAUUUUUAGAACCAUUUCCAUCUCUAAUUCGUGCAAAUUAUUAUAAUUAUAAUCAUAUUUUAUUAAUAGUUUUUAUGUGAACUUUAAAUUAUGUUUAAUAUUGUGGUGUUAAAAAACUAUUUAAUUUAAUAUUGUACUUCCUCCGUUCUGUACCUUAACUUAAAUUAUUCAUUCAUACCGACCUGUGACAUCAGUUGGUUAGGAAUUAAGUCACGUUAACCUCCGUGGAAAACUGCUAUUAAACUUAACACUGCCAAAUAUGACGCAGUACAAUGCUGGAAAGAUGAAUGGGAAAAAUCAGAAUAAUGUAACUCAUCGCUCAUUAAGAACCCUACAAACAAACAGCCUGGCUUCAAUUUACUACGGAGAAUCUGGACAACCUUAAACCGAUUACGUACAGGUCAUGGAAGAGUGGGACAUUUUAUGCACAAAUGGGGUAUUACUCCUAACCCAUGUUGUGACUGUGGUGCCCCCAACCAGAACAUAGACCAUAUCAUACGAGAGUGCCCUAAGAGAAAGUUCGGAGGAAAGCUCGAGGACAUUUUUAACGCGACCCCUGAAGCUAUUGAAUGGGCGAAAAGCCUGGACAUUAUUCUAGAGUCAUUAUACUUUUAUACUUUUAUACUGUUGUUUAUACCAAUUGUCAUUAUAUUCUGUUUUGCUACCUGCUUAUUACUAUACAUAAAUUAUAUAUAUAUAUUGUUACAUUGUCUAUGCCAUACGAAUAAAUAAAUAACCAUCUCCUUUAAGUAUGGAUUAGGCAAUAGAAUAGUGGAAAAGUCUUUUCAUUAAGAUAGUCAUUAAAAGAUAAAUCAUUUUCCAAUUUUACAUAAUUUACAUAAUGACACUACAGUAACAUUUUUGGUCUUAUAAUAAAUGCAUUUAAAAUUAUGUUCAGUUUUUUUCAACUUUUAUUAAAUUUUGAUUUAGGUAUUAUUAUUCAAUUAAUCAUUAUUGUAUAUGUAAAUAAUAAGCAAGCAAAAAAUCUGAUUAAAGUGAAAUUAUGUGUUAUACAAUUACCUACCAUUAUACAAUAUGUAAUUGUUAAGAAAUACAAUAUUUUAAUAAAUUUGAUAAAUAUAUAUUGUAUAUAAGUUUGAUUAUAUUUGUUUUACUGUCUUCUUAUUUAUUUUUUUUUUGUCAUUAUAUUUACUAAAAAUCUUUUUACAUUUUCAGCUUUAUUCCAUUAUGGAAAUGAAACCACCAAUAUCAAAAGCAAAAAUGACAGCAAUUACUCGAAAUGCAAUUAAAGCUAUUAAACUGUAUAAGCAUGUUGUUCAAUGUGUAGAAAAAUUUAUACAAAAGGUAAAUUAAAUUUGUUUACAAAUUGAAUUGUUAUUAAAUGUAUCUUAAAAUUUAAAUAUUUGUUUAGUGUAAACCCGAGUAUAAGAUACCAGGUUUAUAUGUAAUUGAUUCAAUAGUAAGGCAAUCUCGACAUCAAUUUGGUAAUGACAAAGAUGUAUUUGCUCCAAGAUUUGCACGGAAUCUGAAAUCGACUUUUACACAUUUAUUUGCUUGUCCUGAAGAAGAUAAAGUAAGUUUAUUUAAUAAUUAUUUGUCUUUGAGUUUUAUUACGUGUUAAUUGUGUUUUAUAUUAUCUUGUUAGAGUAAAGUUAUACGAGUAUUAAAUUUGUGGCAAAAGAAUGCAGUUUUUACCACUGAUGUUAUUCAGCCGAUUUUUGAUUUGGCAGCCAAUCCUGCUUAUGGAGAACAUUCUCAAACAAAUACUUUAUCAUCAAUGGAUAAUAGUCCAAAAUUAAGUAAUUGUAUUUUGAUUUAAUUAAUCCCAAGUAAAUUAAUUUUGCUGAUGAUAAAUAUAAUCUUUGGUAGGGUAUUGUUCUAUUACUAUUAUAUUAUCAUAUCAAUAAAUUUACGAUUUAUUAAUAUUUGUUUGUAUCAAUUCAUAAUAGUAAUAGUUAAAGUUAUAUUGAUAAACAAGUUUAAAAAAUUAUUUAUAAUUAUGUAAACAUUUAACCAUUUAUACAUUUCUAAGUUAGUAAUUACUAAUAUAAAAAAAAAAACUACUGAUAAGUUUUUGAAAAUUAUUAUAUAAGUAUGCUAUUGACUUAUAUCAGUAUAUAACUUAUUAUUCUUCUACCCAGCCUAUAAAAUCAUGAAAAAUAAGAAUUUUAUUAUAUGUUUAUUUUAUUGUAUUCAAUGACAAUAUAUAUUUUUAAAUAGGUGUAAAAACCGAUCUUUUUAAAAGUCAAGAAAAUACCCCAAUCAAAGAAGAAAUAUCUAAAAAUAUCGACAUAUUACAAGUAAAGUAUUGUUUUAUAAGGACACAUUACUUUUUAUUCUAAUUUUGUAAAUUUAUUAAUUGUUUAUUUAUUCAUUACACAUUUUAGUUGCAGAGUUCAGAAGAAAACAAACCUUUGGACCCAGCUAUACUUGAACAUAUUCAAGCUAUUCAGUCGUUAUUAAAAAAGCAACCAGGACAGCCUACUAUGUCUACAUCUCCACAAGUAAAAAAAUCAGAUGGAGUAUGUAUAUUAUGGUCUAAUUAAUCAUAGUUUUAGAAAAGUAAAAUAAAAAUAAUCUAUUUAGUUUUAUUAAACCUAUGGUAAUGUAUUUUAGAUGAAGUUAUUUGAUAAAAAAAUUCUUGAUUAUGAUUAUGGUGACGAUGAAGAAGAAAUGUUAAACCAAUCUCCUGAAUUUCAACAACAACAACAACAACAACAUCAAAAUAAUACCAUGGAUGGACUUGACAGGUUUGUUUUUAAAGGCUUAACUUCAAUUAAUUUAUGCUUUAUUAUUAGUAUAUUAUAAAGAAUCAUCAUUAAAAAUAAUUUAAAUAAAAUUAAAUCUUUUAAGCUUUACUAUAAAAUAAUAUUCAUAGCUUAAUAGUUAUUCAAAGCAUUGAUAAAAAAAUAUAUAUUUUUAAGUAUCUAUUUCCUUCAUUUUUAUAUAUAUAUAUAUAUAUAUAUAUAAAAAAAGCAGGUAUACUAUAUUUGGGUAUGUUGUAAAAGUAUUUUUAAAUGGAUAUUUUUCACGGCAUAGUACUUUUAUACAACUUUUAUUAUAAAAAAAGUGAAUUUAUGAAAUGUAGAAAUUGUAGGUUAUUUCAGAAAUCAAAUUCUAUCAGCAAGAAAAUUAUGAGCUUCCAAGGUUUGUAUUAUAAUUUAUUAUUUAUCCUGCUCUUUUUUUUUUUAAGUUCAAUUGUUUUUGUUUAUUUUGAAGGUACAAUUUUGUGUCUAAGAUAUAUUAUAUUUUACAAGUUAUACAUUAUUACUUGAAAUGACUACAAAAAAUGAGUUGUGUUUAGUUAAAUAUGCUGUGUUAUGUACUCUGGAGUUUUAAUUUGUGUACUGGAUUUAUGUGUUGGUAAAAUUAAAUUAAGAAUAUAUUGUUAUAUAUUUAUCAACGAAGAAAAUUAUUUUGUUUGAGUUCAAGCACUAUAACUUAUGGAGAAAAUAAAUUUGUGUUAAUUUUUCAGCAGCAUUUAGCUGCUACUAUCUUUAUAAUUAUUCUCCAGAUCUAAAAAAAUGUUAUAUCAAUAUACAGUGUAUAGCUAUAAAACUAAGAAUUUAUCAUAUUGUCGAAUUUUUUUAAUACUUAUUAAUUAUUUAAUGUAUUAAACUGUUUACAAUAGGAGAACACUAACUUUUAUUUUUUUUUCUUAAAACUAUAAUUUAUGGACUGCCAUUAGAAACUUGAUAGUUUGAAUUAUUUUAUAUUAUUUAUUAAUUGUUAUGCACAUAGGUACUUCGUGUUUGGAUUGCAUGAUUUUUUAAAUAUAAAUAAUUGGUAAAUUUUACCAUUAUUGGUUAUUAUUAAUUUUGAAGAAACUCAAUGAAAGUCAAUUGGUAAUAUUUAAAAUUAAUAAUUGUUAUUAAAUUAUAUGUACAAUUUUUAAUUGAAACUUAACCUAUUUUUAUCUUUAUGUUUUAUUAAUUUAAUGGAAUAAUAAGUAAUUGAAUUUCUUCAAUAAGUAGAAUUUUCCAGGAAUCAAAUUGAUGAUAGGUGGUGGGAAAUAAGUUGAUUUUAAAUUAUUUUUGUGAACUAAUAAAGUAUUGAAUACUAUUAAAUUAAAUUUUUUUUUUAAAUAUAAAAAUAUAUUAAUUCAUAAGGGUUUUGUUAGGAAGGAAGUAAAUGACAAAUAUUCAUUUUUAUUUUCGAUUUUGAAUUGAAUUUAGUUUUUUAGAGAUACUUUCUAUUGUUUUGUAUUUUUUAAAUUCAGCCUAUUGAGUAACCCAGAAGUUCUGCGCACAUUGCGUAAUGUCGAAGGUCUAAUGUCUACACAGUCUAAACAACAAGCAGAGUUGGACAAGAUUAAAGAAAUGAGAAAAGAAGCGGAAUUUGACAAGCAUCUUGCUCAGGCUGUUCAGGUAAGAUUACCAAAAAAUUGUACAUGUAUAGAUUAGCAUAGUAUUAUUAAGUUACUUUUUGAAAAAUUUAAAAAAAAAAUUGUCAGUCCAAACACGAGUCCCCCUGUGCUUACUUUUGUUUAGUUCUUCCAAAAAAAUAAAAAAUUUCAGCGAUAACGAGACAUCGAAAGGUAGGUUAAUGAACGAGUGAUUCCAGUGUCCGAGCAAAUAAUUCCAGCUCGGUAAGUACAUAGAAUUAAGAUUUGUUCAUAAUUGUGAAUAAUUUUACUCUCUAUAUUUAUUUAUUAUUUUAUACUUAUUAUUCUAUAACAAUUUUCAAUUUCCUAUUUCAAAUUUAUAAUUUAUUUCAGAAUUUACCAUUUGCUUCUGAAUGCGAAUUAAAACCAACUCCCAUAGUCUCUCAGUCAGUUGGAAUAAUUCCAAAUCCAUACACUAAUCAAUUAUUCAGUACACAAAUUUAUCAACAGUCACAAGCUCUAAUGCCAUUAGAAACACAGCAAAAGCCGUUACUUCUAAAUAAGUAUGUAUUAAAACUAUAGAUAAAAAUAAUUUACAUACAUUUAAAAAAUAAAAAAUUACUGUAUUAUAGUGCUCAUGAAGAUCCAAAUCAGUUGAACCCCGAAGUGAUUGAUCUAGAUCAUAUUGAUUCACCUCCACAGACAAAUAAACGAGAAUCAAGAAGAGAUGGCUAUUUAUUAAGUUUAUCUCGUAAAAGAUCUCCAAGGAAAAGUAGCCGUGAACGUCAAAAAGAACGAGAAAGAGAUCGUGAAAGAGAUAGAGAAAGGAGAAAGAAAUAUCUGCCUCCAUUUAAAAAAAAUCAUUUAGCUGGUAAAAAUUGAGACAAAAUUUAAUAUUUAUUUAUAUACCGGUUUUUAUUUUUAUAAUACUAUUUAUAGUUGUCAGUACUACUCUUUGGGUUGGUCAUUUGUCCAAGCUUAUACAUCAAGAUGAUUUAUAUGGACUAUUUCAACCGAUUGGUGAUAUAAUAUCAUUAAAUUUAAUAUCCCCAAGAGGAUGUGCAUUUUUAUGUAUGAAUCGAAGGCAAGAUGCUGCUCGAAUAAUGAAUAAAUAUCAAGGAGAAAGAUUACAAGGAAAACCUAUGACGGUAAUUACUAAAACCUAAUAUAAUUAUAAAAAAAUAACGUCAAAAUGAAUAUUGUUAGUAAUCAGGUUACUUUUAAAAUUAUAUUGGAAUUAAUCAAAUCGAGUUCCUGUUUUCUUUUUUGAAUUGAUGGUAUUAUACUUUUUCUUGUGUUAUAACUACAAACCAAUUUUUAGUUUUUUCAAUGGUUAUAUACUAAGUUUAUUUACCACAAAGUACAGACACAACUUGAGUAAAAUUCAAUAUAAAAUCAAGAUUUCUGGAAGAAAAUAUAAUUCAUAAAAAUUUAAAAUAAUGAAACUGUUAAUUAAAUUAAAUUUUACUUCUUUCUGAUUUUUCAAAAUUAUUAUAAAAAUUGUCAAGAAAAUCAAAAAAAAAAAAAAUAGUAAAACCAAUACAUUCUCUAUUUGUUAAGGUUUUAAAAUGUGUAAUAUUUAUGCAUUGCCGGUUCAUAAUUAAUUUUAUAACAAUUUAAAUAAAAUAAUUUACUUUUUACUUAUAUUUUCACCUUGGAAGUAUCAUCAAAAGUCAAUUUUAGAUUUUUUUUAUUUUUUAAACAAUUUUAAACUAACAAAUAAUGAAUUUUGAUGAAACAUUUUUUUGAUUGAUCCAUUACAUUGAUUACAUUCAUCAAAUAUAGCAGUCCACCUAUUUUAAUUAAUAAGCGCGCUUUAAUUAAUUUAUGUAGCCUUUUAUACAACUCUGAAAAAAAAAUCUAUUUGCAUAUAAGCAAAGAAUUCAUUAAGUUUCAGAUUUUGAGUGCAACAAGAAAUGUUUUGGUUCUACUAGAAUAUAUGUGCAUUUUUAUUUUUGUCUGUCAACUUUUCUUACAUAAACCCCUGAUCACAAAAAGAUAAGAGAGUUUUUUUUUUUAGUAUUCUGGUUCUGGUAAGCGUAUUAAGUUUUAUUAAGUUCAAUUUAAUAUUUCGAAUAGCAAUCUUGCUUUGAAUUUCAAAAGUAGAUAUGUACUGAAAAUAAAUUUUGUUUAGUUGAUAGGUAAGAAAGUUGAUAUAUAUUUUACUUAUUAAUCGAGAAAAAAUGUAGAAAAAUAAGGAAGAAAGUUUAUAGCAUUAAAAUUUUCAUUUUUUUUUUUUUUUUUUGUGAUUCAAUUAAAACAAUCUUAGAAACCUUAAAAUAUACUAAUACAAAUAAUGGCAAAAUAAUAGAUAAAAUCGUUAUAACAUUUUAGCGAUUGAGAAUAUCAAAUGCUUAUAACUAUUAUAAACAUUUUUAUAAAUGAUAUUUUCAAGUGUUAUUUGAUUUUAUGUGGAUAAAAUUUGUUUUAGUGAAGUAGAAAUGUUUGAAAUUUUUACUCUAGGUUCAUAAUAAGUUCUGCUGAAUGAUUAAAAAUAAUGUUCAUACAUAAUAUUGUAGGUUUUUUUUAUAGUUAUUUAUAGUUCAAAUUUUUCCAAAAAUAGUAACAAUUACAGCAUUUCAAAACAUAUUUAACUUAAUUUAACUCAGAGUCAUUUUGCAAUAAUUUAUUAUUACAUACAUAAAUUAAUCAAGUAACUUAUUUUAAAAGUAUUUACCUUUUCAAUUUGUUACCUAAAACAGUGGUACACAAUACACAUGUUAGCAGUAUUUACUCUUUUUUUAGAUUCAGAACAUAGUGAGUGAUGUAUUGGUUUUCUUUUACUAUAAUUUGUGUUUUUUUUUGUACUCCAAAGUAUCAAGUGUAGCAACUUUUCUGAAAAAGAAAUUUCUCUAGUUGGUGUAUUUAAGAGGUUUUUUUUUUUGAUUUUCUAAUGGGUUUUCAAAAUAAUUGGGACAAAUCCAAAAAAAAAUUAUAAGUAAACGGUAAUUAUGGUGCCCUGUGGCAUUACUGAUAUUAGUAUUUUAAAUUUGUAUACAAAUUGAAAAAAAUAUUGCUUUAGUUGAAAAAUGACAUAGAUCAAUUUUGUUCUUUUUAAUAUACAGCCACUGAUAGAGAAAUUCGUUUUCUAUGUCCAAAGUAGUUUUCAUAAUAAUUAGGAAAAAAUUUAAAUUAAUUAAUAUUUACAGAAACAUGGCGUCUUGGUUUAAUUAUUUUAAUUUUUGCAAACGUUUUACUAUCAGUAAUAUUGCUACAAUUAAAAAAUGAUAAGAGAUCGAUUUUGAUUUUGUUUUUAUUAAUGCAUAGCCACUGAUAGAGAACGUACAUUUUUUUUAUACCUUAAGUACUUUUUAUAAUAAUUAAGAAAAACCAAAAGAUAAAAAAAAAUUUAAUUUUUUUUUCAAAUUUUGGCGCAACAAUUUUAUUAUUUAAAUUUUACGGGUUAUGUUUUCUACCAUAAAUAUCGCUCCUAUAAAAAAAUGACAAAAGACUUUUGUUGCAUUUUUAAUCUAGUUGGUGAGUAAGAGAGUAGUUUUUUGAUUUCAUCUAUAGUUUUAUAAAUAAUUAGGAAACACUGGAAAAUUCGUCAAAAGAACGAGAACUUUCGUUUUUUGAUGUAUUUCAGUUAAAAAUCUUUGAAGAGACUUGAAAUGUUGAAUGAAAAUUUAUAUUUUCUUUUCUAAGCGUGUUAAAAAUUUCAAACCAUUUUUGAGCUAUUUAUAGACGUUUUAAUUUUGGUAGAUACUCUAUGGUUAAAAUUGUUAAACUGAUCAGAAAUACUUGAACAUUUGACAAGAGUUUCAUUGGAAGUUGUAAUUUGUAUUAAAAAAAAUUUAGUUUAAUGUAGUACCUAUUUUUUGUAAUCAAAUUUUUAGUAUAAAAUUUUGAUGGAAAUCGUAAAUAUUUUGGCUUUUCAAAGUAUAUUAUGUAACCAAACUUCACGCAGAAUCAUUUUUCGUUAGUAAUGGCUUAUUGUUGGUAACAGAUAUAAAUUAACUAACAUUAUAUGUAUACCACCUUCCCAACUACUCACCUACAACAAUGGACACACUUUACCCAGUAUUAGUUCUUUUUUAAAAUUUUUUGUAUGUAAUUUUCUUUAUUAAGCCAUGAUCAAUCGCAUGUUUUAUUUUAUGCCAUUGCUCGCGUGUUAGAUUUUUUCUAAUAAUAUAUUACUUAUACAAUUUCAACAAAAUAUCAAUUCCAAAGUAAGUUUUAUAUAAUUUAAUCUUAUCAAUAAUAAUGGUAUUGUAUGUUUCAUAUUAAUGAAGAUAAAGUAUUGGUUAUUAAUUAUCGUUCAAUCAAUAAUAGUCAUAAUUAAAAUAAGUUAUAUGUUAGAUUUUUUUUAAUGGUGCGAGAUAUCACGGGUUAAUUUAAGAUAACUAUAAUUCAAAUAAUUAAUUAAUUUAGACAAAUGUUUUUUUAAUUUUAUUUCUUAAGAUUGCCUGGGCCCCGGGUCAAGCAAUGAAAGAUAAAGAAUGGAAAGAUUAUUGGGAAAUUGAUGAUGGAGUUUCAUACAUACCUUGGGAAAAAUUAAACAAGGAUAUAGACUUUGAUGAAUUGGAAGUUGGAGGAAUGUUGGAUGAAGAUACAAUGCCUGAAUGGUUAAAAAGUAAGAUAUUUAAAAUUUCAAUUUACUACAUUGACAUCUCAGAAAUCAAUUACUUAUUUAUGUAUUUGUAAUUUGGUUAAUUUUUGAAUAUAAUUACAGUAAUAACAUUACUAAUAAGAACUUAGGAAAGCUUUCCUUUCUAACCCAGUAUUAUGUUAUUUUUCAUUCCUCAGAUGAACGAUUAUUAAUGUCUCCGUUUUUUCCCUAUAUAUAGCUUUUUUAAGCUCCCUUGAUGUACUAAUUCCAGUAUCUUCUAUUAAUUUCUUUUAAGUUUAAUUUAAGUUCUUUCAUUUAGUUCCAUCUUGGCCUUGCUCUUCCUGGUUAAGCAUCUUUUUUUCCCCCUAUAUUGCGGCUAUUCAGGGGCUAUUUUUUAUUAAGUGUCCGAUUCAUGUGUUCUUUCUCUAUUUCAGUGAAUUCCAUAUUGUUAGUUCAUCUUUUUACUAACCCUCAUUGUUCCUUACUAUUUUUGCUGAAAGAAAUUCAUAAUUCUCUUUUCUAAUAUCAUACUUCAAAAGAUUUUACUUUGGCUUUCCUGGACUGUUGUAUAGUCCAAAUUCCUCUUCCGUAUAAAACUUCACUUCACAUAUAUUCUAUACAUAUGCUUAUUUGUAGAAUAUUAAAUAAUUUAUUUAAUGAAUUAAUAUCUUUAGUUAACAAAUUGACAGGACAAUUUAAAAAAUGUUCAAAAAAAUUUUAUUUUGGUAGAUACCUAUUUUAGAUUUUGAGCAAGCGAGAAAUGUAUUGGUUUUACUAUGAUUUAUGUUUUUAGUUUUAUUAUUGUAAUUAUUUUUGUCUGAAUAACUUUUCUCCCAGAAAUCUUGCUCCAACAAAAAUUGAUAAGACACUGUUUCAUAUAUUUCAUUUUGGAUCUAAUUGGUGCAUUAGGUACGUCAUUUUUUUUGAUUUUCUUAUCAGUUUUCAUAAUAAUUAGGAAAAAUCAAAAAAACCAUAUAGGAAAAAUAGUAAAAUAUUUAUGAUAGUCUGCGUCAUUAUUUACAAUUUUGUUCUUUUUUUUGUAAUUUAGUAAAAAUAUUUGUAAAGUAAUACCUUUACUUGGAUUAAAUAGUUUGACCAAACAGAAAUGCUUGCAAAUUUAACAUGCAGUUCAUUAAAAAUUUUACUUCGGUUUUCUCCAAUUAUUAUCAAAAUUGAAAAAUGACCUGGAAUUAUACUCCGGUGAGAGAAUGAACCGGUUUGGCGCAUGCAACUGAUGGCGUUGAAUGUCAAAAAACAAUUAAUAUUACUUAAUGUGGUUGUCACAGCAAGUACCCUGUUUAAUAAAUAAAUUGCUGGAUAACAAUAGUUCACUAUGAUAUAUAAAUAAAUUGUUGGAUAACAACAGUUCACUAUGAAUAAAUAAAACGUUUGCGUUUUUUUUUUUUUUUUUGUUCUGUACUGUAUAUAAACAAAGCUGUGUGGAAUAUUCAGUAUAUUGUUAUUAUAAAACUUUGAAAUUAAAUUAUUUAAGAAUUAGGGUUUUCAUUAAAUAUUUCUGGAUUUUAGACACAAUUAAAAAGAUAUUUCACAUUAGUUAUCAAAUAGUUACCUAUUAAAAAUGUAAUUGAAUUUACUGUUUAAUGUUAUUUUUAAGCUUGUGUCAUUGAUUAUUAGUUUUACUUGUGCAUAUAUAUAUAUAUAAAUUAUUAUAUUGCAAUAUAAUAAUAAUAAUAUUUUAUUUCUCCAACAACAAUAUAAUAAUCAAUUUUUUAUUAUUCCCCUAUAUAUCCUUUUUCUAUUGUAUGUUUUUUUAUCCUUUUUACUUUUAUUCUCAUUUGCUUUACCUGUAUCAGUAUAUUUAAUGGGGAAAAUAGAUCAAAAAUAGGUAGUCCGCGGAUUAAAAUUGUUCUAGUGUGCCAUACAUUUUUUCAUUUGUCUUAACAUAGAUAAUUGUAUAACACAUAGAUUAAACUAUGUAUCCACUAUAAUAACCCCAAAAUUAUGAGGAUAUAAUAGUAAUGUAGUAUUGUUACUGUACCAGAAAAUAUAGAGAUUCAGAAAUGACAUUUACGUGUUCUCACUUUUUACUUUUCACUUACCCAUACAGUGCAUAGUUUUUUGUUUAGUUUUUUUCAUUUAUGUUAUCAAGAAAACUCAUCUUCUUUCAAGCCAAUAAUACUUGCAGAGUGUUUAAUAUGCUUUAUUUUAAGUUGUUAUUGUAGUUAUUUCUGUUUAUUAUUAUUUGUUUUAAAUUAUUUCAUUUUAUCCGUGUUACUAAGGUAAUUCAUAAUUCAAUAAAAUAAUCAAAUUUUUGUACCAAAAAUACCUGAAAACCUUUCAUCCUUUUCAGGUUUUAAUUUUGCAACGAAAAGUAACCUAUGUUUUUUUCUAAUGUCCCAUCUAUCUCUAUAUCAGAAUUCAUAAAAAUUGCUUUAGCGAUUUAGGUGUGAAAACGUAACAGAGUUACUUUCAUAGUUAUAAUAUUAGUUAGGAUUAUCAUUUAUCAUUUAAAAUACCAUAAUAUAAUAUAAAUCAUAUAUCAUUAUUAUUUUAAUAAUGAGAACACAAUUUAAUAAAUUGAAAGAUUUCAUUGUACACAGAUUUCUCCAUUUCAUUAUUUUAAUUUAAUCAUUGUAUGUUUUAUUUAUUUUAAACAAUUAAAUAUAAAUAUGUAUAUUUUAAUGUCUUUAUCUUUAGCUCAUUUAAAGAAUUUGCGUACAACAAAGAAAAUUGAGAAAAAAGAAGAAGAAAAGUUAGUUGAAGGAAGUCAGCAGCCGCCGUUAUCUGCCUCUAAUUUUUUUGAAACACAAGGUUUACAAUCGCCCAGUGUUCAAAUGCAAAUGUCUCCUGCACAAAAUACUCAGCCCACUAAUCAGAUGAAUUUUAAUAUCCCUCCGACUAUGAACAUGCCUGGUCCGUUUGGAAUUAAUCCUAGUAUGUUAAAAUUUUGAGGUUUUGAUCUAGAGUUAGGGUAAUAUUUGUAUGUUUAUUAUUUUUAGGGCUGAUUAAUCCAAUGAUGAAUCCAAUGAUUCCUGGCACCAUGACUCCAAUGGCGAUGCCACAUCACCCUUCUAUGAUGAUGAUGAAUAGAAUGCCAUCACCAUUUGGACCUCCACGUUAGUUAUAUUAAAAUAAAUAUAUACUUAAAAUAAUAAUUGAUUUAUUAUUAAGUCAUCAUAAUAUUUUAGCAAACAUGGCAAUGAUGGGUAAUCCACAACAAAUGCCAAUGAGUAAUGAUCCACAAAAAUCACUAGGUGUACCUCCAGACAUGAUGAUGACUUUUCCUUUUGGUAUGAAUCUGCCUUCCCAAGGUAUACAAAUUAAUCAACCGGUUUAUGUAUUUACAUAAAUAAUAUGUCAAUUUUGUUAAAUUGAACAUAAAAUGGGUGGUUAUUAUUAUUAAAACAUUUAAAUUGAAAGUUAUAUACAUAUAAUAUAUUUUAUAAAUGAUUAUAUAUUUUUUAUUUUUUUUUUUUAAAUUAGCUGCUACUAUUUCUUCUGCCCAGACAAUAAUGGGAAUAAAUCCACCUACUGUCACAUCUGGUACCAGUACUGCACCUACAAUUUCUCAAAACACAUCUCAGAAUGAUAGUUUAAGCACACCAAAUCCUUCAAAUCAUUUGGACCCACCAAAUAUUAUGCAAUUUAAUUUACCACCUCCCCCGACUCUUCCAAUUCUAUCUGAUUUUACACAGAAUGCUAUUAAUACUAAAAUGGAAGAAAAAUAUGAUCCUAAUAUAUUAGGUAACUCUGAUCAGGAUGAUUCCAAUGAUGUAGAUGCAGUUAAUGAAAUAGAUGAUAGGAAUCAUGGACGGAACAUCAGGAAUCGUAGCCAUGAUAGUAGAGAAAGAAACGACAGAUUUAAUGAAAGAGAAAAUAAGAAUGAUCGUGGUCGUAGAGAUGAUUUGUCUCAAAGACAGGACCCAAGGAAUCGUAUGAAAGGACCAGAACAAAGAGAAAGAAAGUCAUCGCGCUGGGGAGAUAAAAUCAAUGAUGGAGAUAAUCGUAACAAUAUUGAACGAUUAUCAGUUAAAGAAGGGUUAGUUAUGCCACAUGCUCCAAAUUUAGCACAAAUUGAUAAUUCAUUGCAUCAAAUACUUGAAAAUGCAAUUCAAGACAAUAUAGGUAAUCCUCCGUUCCAGUCUGGUAUGUUUGGGCCAAAUGGCCCACUCCCAAAUCAAAUAUUUAGUAUGCCACCACAGGGAUUAGGACAAGGUAAUUACAUAAUCAUUUAAAUUUAUAUACUACAAUUUUUUAUCAGAAUUAAUUUAAAUUAUUUUUAGAUGGGCCAAGACCUCAUAUGGGCCAAGACCUUCUUAUGGACAAUGGUAAUAUGCGAGGACGGGGAGGAUGGAAUCGCGGUGGAAGUCGAGGUGGAUUUAGAGGACGUGUUGGAUUUAAUAAUGGACCAAUCUGGGAUAAUAACAGUGGGCCUAACUGGGACAAUAAUGGUGUACCAAAUUGGGGAGAUAAUAGUGGACCUCCUCCAGUUUGGCAAAAUCAAAGUAUGAAUAGAGGUGGUAUGAUGGGAAGAGGUAAUUUACGGCCACCAUUAAUGCAAAAUAUAAUGGGGCGAGGCCGAGGUACUAAAUUAAAAAUUAAUAUUUGAAUGUAAGUUAUUUAAUUAAUAUUUUAACAUUAUGUAUUUUUUAUGUUUCAGAUAAUUGGAUGGAAAAUAAUUUAGCUGUAGGUAGAGGUGGCCGUGAUCCAGAUAAUUGGGGUGGCCGAGGUGGUGGACGCGAUAUGGAUUCAUGGGGUGGACGAGGUGGUGGUCGUGAUUCUGAUGGAUGGGGUGGCCGUGGUAAUAGACUAUCACCAUGGAGAGGUAAUGGCAAUCGUAGAAGGAAUGACGAUUGGGAAGCGCCUAAUAAAAAGCGUUGGCGACGAGAUGAUAAUUCUGAAUGGGAUGAACAGCAAAAACCAUGGAAACGUGGACCUAUGAUUGAUGAAGAAGAAGAAAAAUGGAAAACUAAGGUACAAGGACCACAAUGGGGCGUUAAAAAAGAAGAAGGUAAUUUUUCAAAAUUCAGAAAUCGCGAUGAAGAACGUUCUAGAAAACAAAGUAAAUGGGUUGAUAAAGAGUCUGAAAAUAAGGUUAAAAUAGAUCCAUGGAACAUAAAGUCUGUUGAAUAUGGUUUGUCAAAUGAUGAAUCCAACACAGAAGAAGGUCCACAUCGAACAAGUGCUCCAAUGGAUUUAGAUAAUUAUGAAGGUGAAACAUUAGGCAAAAUUGAACAGCUACAUGAAGUCGAGGAAAAUGAUACUUCAAAUUCAAACAUAGAUAUAAGACGACACAAAUUUAAAAAUGAGUACCAUCAAGAUAAGAUAAAAAAAACACACGACUUAAGCAAUUUUAAUAAUGCAAAAUCAUAUGACCAAAGCAAAGAGAAGAAUGUUGAACAACAUAACAAUGAACAUCAUCAUUUUGAAGAUCGCCAAAAUGAUUUCAGUAAUAGUCCACAAUUAUUGAAACCUAGCAAUAUUGAAGAAAUACGGACAAAUUUAGAAAUUCAACAUCAAGACAAUAGUUAUGAGCAGCAAAAUAUCGAAGAAAAGCAUAAUGAUUCAGAUUAUCAAACAGAUUUCCAUAAAAAUUUAAAUUCUGAAUUUGAAUCAAGUCAAAAUAAAAGUGAAUUUGAACAAAAUCAUUUUGAACCCAGUUAUAAUAGCGUGAAUCAUGAAACUCAAAAACCAAAUGAUGAUCAAUCUUAUGAGUGCGCGUUAUUACUGAGUUCUACUAGCCAGGAUCAACAUUCAGUAAACAAUUUUGUGGCCCAGGUAAAUGAGGCUAAUAAAGAAAAGUAUAGGAAUGAAAAUCCUGAAGAGUCUCAAGGAAACUUAUAUUUUGCCUUAGACAGUGGAUCAUCUAUUAACAAAUCUGUUACUGAACAACAAAGCAAUAGAGAUCUACAGAUUGAAGGGAAAGAAUUGGCUCCACCAGACAAUAAUCAUGUGAACACAGAGGAAUCAAAUCAAAACUAAAACUUCAUUUUAAACCUUUGAACAAUAUAAUUAUUGCACAGUGUGUCAUAUUAUAAUUCUAUUCCAUUUGAUGUGCUAGUUGUCUAAAUUUCUUGAAAUUUUAAUGUUGUUUUCAUUUCACAUUCAAUGUCUUAACAAUUUUCAUUAUUUGUAUGAAAUUUAUUUUUAAUUAUAUAUAUACAUAUAUAUAUUUUAUAAAAUUUAACCAAUUAUGCAAUAUUAUUAGAUAAAGAAAUAUUUGUGUAAUACUAUUUUAAAUGAGAUAUAUUUCAGUUACCAUGUCUCAUGUACAUAUUAUUUUUUAAUUCCAUUUUUAUGUUUAACAGUAAUAUGAUGUAUACUACUAUGUCUUAUUAUGACAAUUAUGAAUAGUUUUAUUAAGAACAUUUUUGUUUCAUUAAACUAUCCACUUCAGUUAUGCUUUUUUUUUCUUUGUAAAUUUAAAUUUAUAAUUAUUUUUCAGACUAUAGUGGAUCAUUUAUUGAGUUGAGUAUAAUAUUAGAGCCACAAACGAUUGUAUUUUUAUUUUAUAUAUUUAAUAAUGAUAGUAUGUAUGAUAAUAGUAUAAUAUUGGUAUGUAAGAAUAAUUUAUUUCAUUAUUAUAUUAAAUAUAUGUUUUUUUAAAUGAAGAUCCAUGUAGAUAUGUAGAAAUAUUUAUAUAUUCUACACUUGUGUAAGGACAUAAAAUGGGACUUGUGUUAUUAAUAGUAUAAUAUUGUAUUUAAUAUUAUUAU